CACAGGCAUGGGAGACCUCACCCCCAAGCCUGUUGGGAGUCAUUACUCCGGUUGUGAUUCUCAUCAAAUAAAUCCUGAACGAUAAGAACUCUUUUGGGCAGAUCCUUGGAGUAGAAGAAGGCAUGAUGUUCCACAGCAAAUUUCCGUGUUUGCAGCCUUUUGCAUGAUCCAGUCUAAAGACAAAGCUUACGCGUCAGUUCCUGAAAGGUGGGGACACUUCCUGACACUAUGAAGUCACUCCAAAGGAGGCUAGACCCCAUUCUGUACACCAGUCUAGAAGCGUGAAGACUGGGGUACCCAGGAAGCCCUGCGAGAGAUCCUCCGGUGCCACCUCCCUACGCCUGGCAGCUCCCUGCUCCCUGGUCUCCACCUGACCAUGUCUCUGGCUGAGACCAUCAGCCUCUGGAAUGAAGGGGUGCUGGCAGCCGACAAGAAGGACUGGAAGGGUGCUCUGGAGGUCUUCAGCGCAGUGCAGGACCCCCACUCCAGGAUUUGCUUCAACAUAGGCUGCAUACACACCAUCCUGGAAGACAUGCCCGCGGCGGAGCAGGCCUUCACUAAAAGCAUCAACCGAGACAAGCACUUGGCAGUGGCCUACUUCCAGCGAGGGAUGCUCUACUACCAAAUGGAGAAAUAUGAUUUAGCUAUCAAAGACCUUAAAGAGGCUUUGACUCAACUUCGAGGGAACCAGCUGAUUGACUACAAGAUCCUGGGGCUGCAGUUCAAGCUGUUUGCCUGUGAGGUGUUGUAUAAUAUCGCUUUCAUGCAUGCCAAGAAGGAGGAAUGGAAAAAGGCUGAAGAGCAGUUAUCUUUGGCAACAAACAUGAAGUCAGAGCCCAGGCAUUCCAAAAUUGACAAGGCCAUGGAGAGCAUCUGGAAGCAGAAGCUGUUCGAGCCAGUGGUGAUCCCUGUGGGUAGGCUGUUCCGGCCCAAUGAGAGACAGGUAGCUCAGCUGGCCAAGAAGGAUUAUCUAGGCAAGGCUACGGUUGUGGCGUCUGUGGUACAUCAAGACAACUUCUCUGGGUUUGCCCCUCUUCAGCCACAGGCAGCAGAGCCUCCACCCAGACCCAAGACUCCAGAGAUCUUCAGGGCUCUGGAAGGAGAGGCACACCGUGUGCUGUUUGGGUUUGUGCCUGAGACAGCAGAGGAGCUACAGGUCAUGCCAGGGAACAUUGUCUUUGUCUUGAAGAAGGGCAAUGAUAACUGGGCCACCGUCAUGUUCAACGGACAGAAAGGGCUUGUUCCCUGCAACUAUCUGGAACCAGUCGAGCUGCGGAUUAAUCCUCAGCAGAAGUCUCAGGAGGAAGCCUCCCCGGAUUCUGACAUUCCACCCCCUCCCAGUUCCAGUGCCCCAGGAAGAUCCCAACUGUCACCAGGUCACAAACAAAAAGAGCUCAAGGAAGUGAAGCUCAACGUGCCUAUGCCCUACACGCUCAAGGUGCACUACAAGUACACAGUAGUCAUGGAGACUCAGCUUGGCCUCCCCUAUAGUCGGUUGCGGGACAUGGUGUCUAAGAAACUGGGGCUCUUGCCAGAGCAUACCAAGCUGAGCUAUCGGCCUCGGGACAGCACUGAGCUGGUGCUCCUUUCAGAAGAAUGCAUGAAAGAUGCCUGGGGACAAGUGAAAAACUACUGCCUGACUCUUUGGUGUGAGAACACAGUGGGUGACCAAGGCUUUUUAGAUGAACCCAAGGAAAGUGAAAGCUCUCAUGCUAAUAGCCAGACAACGGAAGCUGACCUUAAGGAGGGGAGCCAAGUAGUAGCGCUCUUUAGCUUUGAGGCUACCCAGCCAGAGGACCUGGAGUUUCUGGAAGGUGAUGUAAUCCUGGUGCUAUCAAAGGUGAAUGAAGAAUGGCUUGAAGGGGAAUGUAAAGGGAAAGUUGGCAUCUUCCCUAAAGCUUUUGUUGAAGAAUGUACAGCCAAGGAUUUGGAAGGCACUCCCACUGGAGUCUAGGAUGUUUCAGUCUACAAAGCCGAAAACAGGAAGACCUGAUGUCUGCAAGUUUUGUAUCUCUGGUCUAUACUAAACGCAGAGGUGUUACGGUUUGGAAGUGCUCAUUAACCUAACAUUUCCCUAUUAAAAUUUAACCCUUUACACAAUAUAAGAACUCAGGAUGAAGAUUUCCUGAGGUAGAAAAAGGGAGGAGUCCAUGAAGUUUCCGGAAGCAGAUGGUGGGGGGGGGGUCCUCCUUGGGUGCUGACAAUUUUUGUUCUGAGUGCUGGCUACCCAGAUGUUUGUGAAAAUUCAUUGAGCUGCACUUAAAUUUGAUGCACUUCUCAGUAUGUGUGAUGCCUCAGUAAAAGACUUGCCUUACAAAAAUGGAGGCAGACAGAGCUCUGUGAUUUCUAGAUUAAUCUGGUCUACACAGUGAGUUCCAGGCCAGCCAGGGCUACAUAGGGAGACCCUAUCUCAAAAAAAAACAAAAAACAAAAAACAAAACCCACCCAAUAAAAAAUAAAACAAGAUACCCAGUGUCAAGGUCCAAAAGCUAAGUGGGAAUACUUUUUUCUUGUACCUAUACCAAUAGUACAGAUUCUUGAGGUGUAAAUUUACAUGUGAUUCAGAAGCCUACACAUAGAAAAUUAACCAAAAAAAUUUUUUUAUUAUUUUUAUUUUAUGUGUG
This is a messenger RNA of Nannospalax galili (Upper Galilee mountains blind mole rat), 2624 nucleotides long. RefSeq names its product neutrophil cytosolic factor 2 (gene Ncf2). Gene Ontology annotation, biological process: superoxide anion generation; phagocytosis; respiratory burst. Lineage: Eukaryota; Metazoa; Chordata; Mammalia; Rodentia; Spalacidae. Bases 377 to 1954 code for a protein of 525 amino acids. Gene Ontology annotation, molecular function: protein binding; superoxide-generating NADPH oxidase activator activity. The transcript is spliced from 17 exons. Gene Ontology annotation, cellular component: NADPH oxidase complex. The record is from RefSeq and is a predicted model, not a curated record.